AUCUCAGCAGCCGGUUUGGACAUCAUCACCCCAUUCCCCUCUUCUGAUCCCCUCUCAUCGUUUCUCAUCCCUUCAGUGCCUCGUAUGGCUGCUGUUACAGUCACCACCACUUAAUACCUGCCCGUUUCCCUCUUAUCUCUCCCCGAUCGAGCCAGCUGUUCUCCUUGCCGGGCCUUAUCUCCGACGAUAGAGCCAGCUGAGACAACAAAGAACCCCUCGGCUCUUGUCGUGAACCCCUUUGUUGUUGCCAUUUCUGGAGUGUUGUACAAAAUUUCUGGUUUUGCGACAUACUUCACCUUACUAUCUUGCCUUUACAGUGCUAUUUGACCACCUGGACCCGUCACCCCAAGUCCAAGAUGAAGUUCCUACCUCUUCCCGAAUUCGAGGACGUGACUAGUUCGCUGAAUUUCGAUACCGCCGACUGUCACAUCGUUGGAGGCUGCGAUCUGUACACGACAAAGGCCGCUCGAUCGGAUCGCAAACUGUACAAGAACAUCGAACAAUCGCUCGAGCAGCAGUAUGAAUCUGUCCUCCGCUUAUCGGCGUCGCUAUCGCCUCCGACUGCGUCAGAUGCGGCCGCUUCGCUCAACCUUUCCCGAUCGAGCCCCUUCGGACCCCUGAGUGAUCACUCGAGUCGCCGAACGUUUGCGUAUUUGAUCGCAACUCUCAACGCGAGUCAUCCAGACUACGAUUUCUCCCAUGUCUUACGUCCGACAGACUUUCAUCGCGAGCGGAAUUUAAAGAGAGUCAUGAACACGAUCGAUUCGACGCUCUUUAAUCUUCGACCGCGCGAAACCCUCGACCUUACGCCACCAUCGCCCUCUACAGUCUCUGGAUCAUACAAUGCGGAGGCUUCUCCCACGUGGGGUCGCAGGAUGUGGAAGAUUCUUGAUGAACAAUUGUCUCUCAAAGAUUGUGGUAUCUACUCGUACUCACCGGACGAGGACCCCUCCGAUGCGGAUGAUGGAGCGAUUUGGAGUCUCCAUUACUUCUUUUUCAAUCGCCUUCGGAAACGCGUGUGCUACAUCUAUGUCAAAGCGAUACCGAUUCUAAGUCACACACCUAGUGAAGGCCUCGCGACACCGACGACAAAGAGAACGUUUGAUGACGGCCUUCUCACGCCCAAUCUGGGCACGAGUAAGCGUGCUCGCUAUUGGUUCGGCGAGGAUGCAGAACUUGAAAGCGACAGUGAUGUUGAGCCAAAUUCUCCCGCUCCCAUACGCACUGGCGGUGAAGAGUUCGACAAUUAUCUCAUGAGUGACGAAGACUUCCGGUCCCGAUCUGGCAGCAGAGGCACCGUCCGCGCCAUGAGUGAGGAAAUUGCCGAUUCCAUGGAAGUUUGAAUCCAACGAAUAACGAUGUGACGCCGUUUCUUUUUCUUUCUUUUUUCUCUUCUUAUCUAUAUGUUCACUCUACUCUACCUGCUUUAGUACCCCCCUGAUUCGAUUCAACGUGUUAUCUUUUGAGUUGCUUGUUUGCGAGGCGUUUCUGUUUGCUUUUUGCAUUCAACCUGCAUUUCCAAGGGCUUGGGCGGCGCGAGGCGUUUGGCAAGGCCGCUGACAGGUCCCGACCUCUGCUUAGUUUUGAUAUGUGAUUUUGCUCUGCUCGCGAUGGCAACGCGAUGCUGUACUUGUGACUGGAAUUGUUUCAGAUGACGCUGGAACUUGCUCUUCAACUUGCCCUUAACUUCGUUGCUUACAUAUUUAAUUCAAUUAACUCUUUGAUAUAUUAA
This is a messenger RNA of Aspergillus versicolor CBS 583.65, 1732 nucleotides long. RefSeq names its product RNA polymerase III-inhibiting protein MAF1. The coding region runs from base 357 to 1343 and encodes 328 amino acids. Gene Ontology annotation, cellular component: nucleus. The record is from RefSeq and is a predicted model, not a curated record. Gene Ontology annotation, biological process: negative regulation of transcription by RNA polymerase III. The transcript has 2 exons. Lineage: Eukaryota; Fungi; Ascomycota; Eurotiomycetes; Eurotiales; Aspergillaceae. Gene Ontology annotation, molecular function: RNA polymerase III core binding.